Eriocheir sinensis (Chinese mitten crab) is the source of this 5764-nucleotide messenger RNA. RefSeq lists its product as uncharacterized. Gene Ontology annotation, molecular function: transmembrane receptor protein serine/threonine kinase activity. The transcript is spliced from 5 exons. Gene Ontology annotation, cellular component: membrane. Bases 249 to 1178 code for a protein of 309 amino acids. The record is from RefSeq and is a predicted model, not a curated record. NCBI's taxonomy places the organism in Eukaryota, Metazoa, Arthropoda, Malacostraca, Decapoda, Varunidae.
UCCAGUCAAACUGUGCGGGGGUGUCAGUCUGGGGUUGUGUCGCCUCCUGGUUGUAUGUGGGUUGGAUGUGAGGUUGUACUCGUACACAAAGAUCCGUCACUUGAACCCCAAACUUAUUCGAGGAGGAUACUGGCCGGCGAUCGCGACUCCAGCGUGUGAUCAGACCAUGGUGAAUGAAUGACACUGCCCCGCCCCAUUGGUGAGCCCGGCACCGUAAGGAAGGGGGCGGGACCGGACUCUGGGCAUGGAUGGGUCCACUCCACUCGUCCAGCCACCGUCACUCAGUAUUCCAGCAGCAUCCAGCCGGUAUGACUGCCCCCCUAUCCUGCUCCUGCCUCGCCCACAGCUCCUGUUCGCCACCCCAUGAGGAAAGCAGUGCAGGAAGUAACAUCUUGCCCUUAAGAACACCACGAUAUCCCCUUCAAGGCGUCGUCAGGGUAUGGCACGACGGUCUCAAGAAGCGUUCCCCUGAUCGUCCUCUUCUGUGCCAUUUGCUAGUGUUGGUCUCCCUCCAUCUCGUCCUUCUUCCCGCCGCUGCAGCUACGGAGGUGCCGCUGAUCCGCUGCGAGUGUUCCACCGCUGACUGUGCCGCGGCGGGGGUGACCUCCUGCACCACCACCUCACUCUGCUACUUCCAACACUUUGACCACCGCGACGGCUCGCACCCCAUCACCCGCGGCUGCAUCACCUCCAGCAGUGGGAACUCCCUGCAGUGUCUGAACCUGCACAUGGCUGAGCAGCGCAGGUCCUGGCCCUACGUGGUGUGUUGUGACACUGACUACUGUAACAGAGAUCUUCCCCUGCCCAUCACACCUUACUUCCCUUUGCAAGCCGGCACUGGGAAGGAAGAACAGCAGGAGAAAGUGCAGGACACGUCAGCCCUCCUUCAUCACGGUCUGGCUGGCAUUGCCCUUCACCACCACCGCCGCCACAACACUACCACGAUCAAGGGCCCUCAUGAAGCACUGCGACUCAACACCAUCUGCCUGGUGGUGAUUGGUGCUGCUGUCGCCUUCAUGGCCUCCAUCAGUGUUGCGGGGCUGUGUGUUGUUGCGAGAUACAGAUCCACCUACAGCAGAGCACCACAAGGGCCCAUGGAUGUUGGGAUGGAGAAGCUUAAGCCAGUGGAACCUAGCGCUCCUCCACUGGUCUUUGCCUACCCCCCUGCCUCACCCUAGUGCCCCAACCUUCCUCACCCAUAUCCCCACCUCACCCUUGUUCUCCUAAACCUCACCUCGUGCAGGGGUUUCCAGCCUGUGGUCAUGACUACCAUGGUGUAGCAAAGGAAUGACUUGGGAGAACUUCAUAGCCUAUGAUAGAGAACAAUUUAGUUUAUCAGCUGCAGCAGUUUAGUUGUUUUAUACAUAAUUUUAUUCUAUUCAUUAUAACAUCGUGCUGUUUUACUAUGCUAAAUCAAAUACAGGAGGUCCCUAUUAUGCGAUGUUUCACUCUUUUGUUUGUAAUAUUUUGUGGAAGGAAACAAAAAAACUUCCCUGUUCUUUCAUCAUUGUGAUAAAUUACUUUCGUAUGAGGCAUGCUGAUGACAUCACAGCAUCUACAUGACCACAUUUAUUUGCAACUAGCACACAAUUUUAGUGGUGAUAGGUUACUACACUUAACCCUCCAUUUGACAGAUUUUGGAUUUAACGGACUAACCGCUACCAGUAAAGUUGGGAGCAUGGCAAUGGUGCGCAUCUCAGUCCUGUUGGCUCUGAGCCUGUGGUAGGAGAGAACCCUUUAACCCAACAUCGGGGCAGUGCAACAUCUGGGGUUACCACAAUGUUGCAACAGACUUUUUACAGUAAUGAACUAGUCAAUUUUCCAUUGGGUCUGUUAAAUCAAGGGUCAAGUGUAUUUUGCGGUGAUUGACUACUAAUUAAGCGCCAAGAGGUUACUCUCCACUAGGUAACAGUGGGGUCGUUAAUAUAUAAACAGGCGUGGGGGUUCAAGAUGGCUGAGCAACCUGUGCUGUGGUAUUUGUUAUUUAUCUUGACACCCAGAACACAGCGCCAUUUCUGCAAGAAGUUCAUUCUAGCACUAUUGUAGCUGUUCUGUGGCAAACAAUAUUAUGCCCACAAGAAAAGCAUCAUACUUUACCCAUAAAUGAAGGUCUGUCUCUCUGAAAUACUGCUUAAGUCUGAAUUAAACCCUAUUAUAUAAUAUACCUAUGGAAUAUGAUGUUUUGUUAUAUAUUCCUCUUGUUUUUUUCAGUCUAUAUUACAGACAACAAGGAGCCCCUGUAUUCUCUAAUUCGGCUAAUUGCAGGGGUAUAUGGAGUGUUCAGGGGUUUUGAGAAAGGGGCUGUGUUUACAAAAAGGUUGGGAACUAUUACCUUAGUGCUUGACCCCCUCUUAUGAACACUGUAAACUGAGCUACCAUGUGACAACCCGAAUCCUUCCUCCUCAUCCGCCCAUAAAAACAGUAAACACUGAAAUGUGUGUAUUUACCUAUUUACCUAUUUGUAUUUACCUUUUUAUGGUUUACAGGACCUGCACUAAGCUCGGAUAGUCCUGUCUCUUUGUCUAUAUUUGUCCAACCUCUCCUUCAUUUGAUGGACACUCCCCACCUCCACAAUCUCCUCCUUUAGACCAUUCCAUUCAUCUACACUUCUGUAUGGGAAACUGUACUUCAUUUUAUCCUUCUGACAUGUUCCUUUUUUCAACUUCUUAUUGUGUCCUCUCAGCCCCCUUCUCCCCUGUCACAACCAGGUCACUUUUAUCAAAUUUGUCCAGUCCAAUAGUAAAUUUAUACAAAGCUAUUAAGUCUCCUCUUCGUCUCCUCUCCUCAAGCGUCAUCAAUUCCAUUUCCUCCAAUCUGUUAUUUGGCAGAUUAGAUAAUUGGUACCAUUUUGGUCGCUAUCCUCUGUAUCCUUUCCAGCUUCCUUAUAUCUUUUUCUUGAAGGGGAGCCAAACCAGUUCUUCAUAUUGCAAUCUUAAUUGGUCUAAUCAUUGCCAUUAUGAUUUUUUUCAUCAUAUCCUUAUCUAAAUAAUGAAAUGCCAUUCUAAUAUUAAUAUUUUGCAACAAAUUAUGUGUUGUGUGUGUGUAUUUACCUAUUUGUAGUCUACCGGGCCCGAGCUAAACUCUAAUAAUCCCAUCUCCAUAUCUACAUUCAUACAGCCUUUCCUUCAUUUGUUGGACACUGCUCACCUCCACCACCUCUUCCUGCAAGCUGUUCCAGGUGUUAACACUUCUAUGUGGAAAACUUUACUUUUUCAAGUCACUCAAACAGGUUCCUUCAUUAAGUUUUUCCAUGUCCUCUCAGCCCCUGCAUUCUCGCAGUUAAGAAGAGAUCAUCUCUAUCCACCUCAUCAAACUUAUUUACCAACUUAUACAGCAUGAUCAGAUCUCCUCUCUCCCUUCUUCGUUCCAGUGUCAGCAAUUCCAGCUCCUUCAAUCUGUCUUCAUACGUCAUAUUCGAGAGUUCUGGGACCAUUUUAGUUGCAUUUCUCUGUAUCCUUUCCAACUUUCUGAUAUCCUUCUUUUUGUGAGGCGACCACACAACUGCAGCAUAGGGUAAGGUGGGGUAAGAUGCCCCCCUGGGGUGAAAGGCCCCCCUUGGUUUUGGUCUUAUCAUUGUUAUUAUUUUCUUCAUCAUUUCUUUGUCCAUAAAAUGGAAUGAUACCCUUAUAUCUUGCAUCAUCCUGUAGGUUUCUCCAAACAGCUUGUUUAUUUGCUUUUCUGGGGAAAAUGUGUCUUGCAUCGUUACUCCCAAAUCUUUUUCUUCAUGUACCACCUUUGAGUUUUCUUCUUCCAUCCUGUAUGUUUUCCUUGGUCUUUUUUUUAUUUUUCCCCAUUUCCAAAGGGGGGCUUCGUGGUGCAGUGGUUAGCACACUAGGCUCACAACUGAGAGAGCCCGGGUUCGAUUCCCGGGCGAAGUGGAAAAAUUUGGGCGGCUUUUCCGAUACCCUACGCCCCUGUCCACCCAACAGUGAAUGGGUACCAGGUAUUAGUGGGGGUUUUGUGUCCCGUCUCCUGGGAUCUGUUCCAUUCUCCUAUAAUUCCUUCCCCUACUGUCUCUCUCCGGCAUAUGACCAAUUGUUGCACCGACUAAACAAAACUUUCCAACUUUCCCCAUUUCCAUAACAUGGCAUUUGUUUGCAUUAAAUUCCAUCUCCCAUAACUGGCUCCAUUUAUACACUCUGUCCAGGUCUUUUUGCAGUUCUUCACAGUCUUCCUCCGUUCUCACUUUUCUUAUUAACUUUGCAUCAUCUGCGUCAUAUAACUUUUUAUACCCUUUGGCAUAGAAUUUAUAUAUAUUAUGAACACUAUUGGUGCCGGAACUAAGCCUUUUGAAACUCCACUCUUUACUCUCCUCCAAUUUGGUUUCUCUUCUCUAAUCACCGUCCUCAUUUCUCUUCUUGUUAAGUAAUCCUUCAUCCACUCGAUAACUUUUCCACCCAUUCCUCCCCACUGCUGUAGUCACCAGAUUAAUCUUUUGUGCGGAACCUUGUCAAAAGCUUUUUUUCAAAUUGAGAUACAGUAUACACAAUCAGCCCAUCCUUCUCUCUCUUGCACCACAUCUAUUGCUCUUGAGUAGACACAUAAUAAGUUAGUGACACACUAUUUCCCUUUUCUAAAUCCAAACUGUCCUUAUUUAUCAUGUUUUCCUUUUCUAAAUGUUCGACCCAUUGUUUUUUUUAUUAUACUUUCACAAAUCUUGCACAUUACACUUGUCAAGAGACUGGUCUAUAAUUUAGUGGUUCAGUUUUAUCUACAUUUUAAGAAACUGGUACAAUGUUCGCUCUCUUCCACUCUAAGGGCAGUUUUCCUGUAUUUAUAGAGCAUGUUAUUAUGUCAUAGGGGGGGGGGGGAUAAAAACUCCCUAGAUCUAGGGAAAGUCCCUAAAUUUAGGGAAUUUUUCCUCCCACCACCACUAAAUAAGCGUUUGCGACAAAUUUAGUGUUUCCCAUACAAAAACCACGCACUCAGUGGAUCCCCAAGCUUGUUUUGGGAGAGAAGCGUUCUCUGGCUCAUGGCUACAACAUGCAAGACCUGAAAGCAUAUAGCAUAGAUUAAGUGACACAAUACAAUCUGCCCUCGCAAUUAGGUUAAGGCUUUCCAAUCCUCUUCUUUAUUCUUAAUUUGCAACCAAAAUAAAGUAAUACCAGUCAUUCUGUUGUUUAUCCAUACAUAUCUGUAACACAGAUUGAGGUUUUGGUUUGAACCAUUUGUCAAACAUACAUAUCUGAUGCCAUUCUUCACAUGGGAUGAAGGAUCAACCGAGAUGUGUUUUUUUUGGUUUAUUCUUGUAAAAAUUCUUUGAAAAUACAACCAGCUGACUAGCAGGAUAAAGGAGCAAGAUACUGGGCACAAGUGGGGUAAAAAUAAAAUAAAUUUCACUACGGCUUUGGGAAUGUUCUUUUUCUUCUCUUUUCCUUUGAGAUUCCACUAUGCUAGAGACCAAUUUUAUUACCCAGGUUUAAGGAUAUAUAUAUAUAUAUAUAUAUAUAUAUAUAUAUAUAUAUAUAUAUAUAUAUAUAUAUAUAUAUAUAUAUAUAUAUAUAUAUAUAUUACAUUCAUAUAUAAACAAACUAAAAGCCAUAAAACCUUAAACCAAACUAAAGGAAAAAAAUGAUGAGUACUAAGGAUUCACAGGGAUCAUGGGACUGGCAGGACAACCACCAACAACCCGAGUCUUUUACUUUUUCUCUAAAUAAUAACAACAAUUCAAGCUGAGAGAGAGAGAGAGAGAGAGAGAGAGAGAGAGAGAGAGAGAGAGAGAGAGAGAGAGAGAGAGAGAGAGAGAGAGAGAGAGAGAGAGAGA